Messenger RNA from Charadrius vociferus (killdeer), 2618 nucleotides. RefSeq names its product DEAH (Asp-Glu-Ala-His) box polypeptide 38 (gene DHX38). Gene Ontology annotation, molecular function: RNA binding; ATP binding. NCBI's taxonomy places the organism in Eukaryota, Metazoa, Chordata, Aves, Charadriiformes, Charadriidae. The record is from RefSeq and is a predicted model, not a curated record. Gene Ontology annotation, cellular component: intracellular anatomical structure; spliceosomal complex. Gene Ontology annotation, biological process: mRNA splicing, via spliceosome. Bases 177 to 2426 code for a protein of 749 amino acids. The transcript has 18 exons.
GCAAUACCUCUUUCCUCUAGCCAGAGCCAGUCAUCCCUGUCAAGGAUGCCACCUCAGAUUUGGCCAUCAUAGCCCGGAAAGGCAGCCAAUUGGUGCGCAAGCACAGGGAGCAAAAGGAGCGUAAAAGGGCUCAGCAUAAGCACUGGGAGCUGGCAGGCACAAAACUGGGAGACAUUAUGGGGAUCAAGAAAGAAGAGGAGAAGGAUGAGAUGGUGACAGAAGAUGGCAAAGUGGAUUACAAGACUGAGCAGAAGUUUGCUGAACACAUGAAGGAAAAAAGUGAAGCCAGCAGUGAGUUCGCCAAGAAAAAAUCAAUCCUGGAGCAGCGACAGUAUCUGCCCAUCUUUGCUGUGCAGCAGGAGCUGCUCUCCAUCCUCAGAGACAACAGCAUCGUAAUUGUGGUGGGGGAGACAGGGAGUGGGAAGACGACACAGUUGACACAGUACCUCCAUGAAGAUGGCUACACAGACUAUGGCAUGAUUGGCUGCACCCAGCCCCGCAGAGUGGCGGCCAUGUCAGUUGCCAAGCGGGUCAGUGAAGAGAUGGGGGUGCGCCUGGGAGAGGAGGUGGGCUAUGCCAUCCGCUUUGAGGACUGCACGUCUGAGAAAACGGUGAUCAAAUACAUGACAGAUGGGAUCCUUCUUCGUGAGUCACUGCGAGAGGCUGACCUGGACAACUACAGUGCUAUCAUCAUGGAUGAGGCACAUGAGCGCUCACUCAAUACUGACGUGCUCUUUGGCCUGCUUCGGGAGGUGGUGGCCCGACGCUCAGAUCUGAAGCUUGUUGUCACCUCGGCCACCAUGGAUGCAGAUAAGUUUGCCUCCUUCUUUGGGAACGUUCCUAUUUUCCACAUUCCUGGACGCACUUUCCCUGUUGAUAUUCUUUUCAGCAAGACCCCACAAGAGGAUUAUGUGGAGGCUGCAGUGAAACAAGCCCUGCAGGUCCAUUUGUCUGGUGCUCCUGGGGACAUCCUUGUCUUCAUGCCUGGACAGGAAGACAUAGAGGUGACCUCGGAGCAAAUUGUGGAGCACCUUGAGGAGCUGGAGAAGGCGCCUGCUCUUGCUGUACUGCCUAUCUAUUCUCAGCUACCGUCAGACUUGCAGGCCAAGAUCUUCCAGAAGGCUCCGGAUGGGGUUAGGAAGUGCAUUGUUGCCACUAACAUAGCAGAGACCUCACUGACAGUGGACGGCAUCAUGUUUGUGAUUGACUCUGGCUACUGCAAGUUGAAGGUUUUCAACCCCCGUAUAGGCAUGGAUGCGCUGCAGAUCUACCCCAUCAGUCAAGCCAAUGCCAAUCAGAGGGCAGGCCGAGCUGGCCGAACAGGCCCAGGCCACUGCUUCAGGCUCUACACCCAGAGUGCCUACAAGAAUGAGCUGCUGACAACCACGGUGCCCGAGAUCCAGCGCACCAACCUUGCCAACGUAGUGCUUUUGCUGAAGUCCCUGGGUGUGCAGGACCUGCUGCAGUUCCACUUCAUGGAUCCACCCCCUGAAGACAACAUGCUGAACUCCAUGUACCAGCUGUGGAUCCUGGGGGCCUUGGAUAACACAGGUGGUCUGACCUCAACAGGACGUCUCAUGGUGGAGUUCCCACUGGAUCCUGCACUCUCCAAAAUGCUCAUUGUCUCCUGUGACAUGGGUUGCAGCUCUGAGAUCUUGCUCAUCGUCUCCAUGUUGUCUGUGCCUGCCAUCUUUUAUCGUCCUAAGGGCCGAGAGGAAGAGAGUGACCAAGUGCGGGAGAAAUUUGCUGUUCCAGAGAGUGAUCACUUGACUUAUCUGAAUGUUUACCUGCAGUGGAAGAACAACAGCUAUUCUACACUGUGGUGCAACCAGCACUUCAUCCAUGCCAAGGCCAUGCGGAAGGUGCGGGAGGUGCGUGCCCAGCUCAAGGACAUUAUGGUGCAGCAGCGGAUGAGCUUAGCGUCCUGUGGUACCGACUGGGAUGUUGUCAGGAAGUGCAUUUGUGCUGCCUAUUUCCAUCAAGCUGCAAAGCUGAAGGGCAUUGGGGAGUAUGUGAACAUCCGCACAGGCAUGCCCUGCCACCUGCACCCCACGAGCUCCCUGUUUGGCAUGGGCUACACACCAGACUACAUUGUGUAUCAUGAGUUGGUCAUGACCACCAAGGAAUACAUGCAGUGUGUCACUGCUGUGGAUGGAGAGUGGCUGGCAGAGCUGGGCCCUAUGUUCUACAGUAUCAAACAUGCUGGCAGGUCGCGCCAGGAGAACCGCCGCCGUGCCAAGGAGGAAGUGUCUGCCAUGGAGGAAGAGAUGGCUUUGGCUGAGGAGCAGCUGCGUGCCCGUCGGGAGGAGCAGGAGCGCCGUAACCCACUGGGCAGUGCAAGAUCCACUAAAAUCUACACCCCUGGGCGGAAGGAGCAGGGGGAGCCCCUGACGCCACGACGCACCCCAGCCCGCUUUGGACUCUAAGGAGGCAGCGCCCAUUGCUUUGAGGCUUAAAGACUUCCAGGAGCAGCUGAGCCUUAGGAGAGUGCCGAGCUCCUCUGAUCACUGUACUCUGUGAUGUGCUCUGCAGCUUGUGGCCCAGGAAGGCUUUGGUUGCUUGGCACUAAUUUUGCUACAGAACAGAAAUAAUUUUAUUUGUUUAAAGGUUGUCAGUCU